AUGGCCUCGCUGCCGUCGUAUCGAGAGGCCACCACUCGUCCCGACUGGCUGGCCGUCGCCGCGCCCUACGUGCACUUUGUCGACUAUCCUUCUCUUUGCCGAGUCUGCCAUCGCUCCUGGUCCCUCUUCGCCCCACGCCUCUGGACAGAUAUCCUCAACACUGUCCGUCGCUCAGGUCUGGAUCCCGGAGACGACCUAUCCUGGUGGUUUGACUUUGUCUUCCGCAAACUCACCCGCGUCGCCCCUGCUACCCGUGCCCUUGUCCGCGUCCUCGACGCCCGAGCCUUUGCCAAGGAUGCCUACCAUUUCGCCUCAGACCGAGAUGGCAGUCUUCUCGCCCAAAGCUUCAAGCGAGCCUUGCACCUGUUCCCCCACGCCCACUCCAUCCUCAUCGAUGGCCAUGCUGAUCUGGACCUCUUUGCUUGCUUGUCCUCGCUUCCGCAAGCCCGCCUGCGCCUUCUCAGCAUCGCAGGCUGCCCCAAUCACUUGCCAGCCACCUUUUUUGCCUUACCCUCCCUCCAGGCUCUCGUCUACCUGGAUGCCUCUGGCGUCCCGGGCUCCAUCUUGCGACUUCUUCACCCCACAUUGUUGCCCAGCCUUCGUAUCUUGAAAGUCCGCGCGCGAGAGAUUGAUGACGCCCUACUGCAGACCUUGGCCACGGCUUUCACGCACCGCCUAUGGAGCCUAGACGUGAGCCACAACAAUGUUACCGACGUUUCCCUUGACACGCUGAGAGACUGGUGCAUGCCAGCCUCGUCGCUUCGCUCCAGUGCUCGUUUCGCCGUCGAGGGCGGCCUCGUUCCCUUGCCCCACGGCACCACAGAGCAUGGACAGUUCUUCUCCAUCGAGGAAUCACAGUGGAGUGGCACCUUUUCCCACCCGGAGAGACACUUUGCUGAUGCCCCGGGUUAUGUGGCCGACGCCGAAGCUCUCGAUCUCCACGAGAUGCUCCGCUCCGACGGUGCUUCUCCGAUCCAGAGCGACUUGCCCGGCAUCUCGGCCCGUCUUCUUUCUCGAGAAGAGUUUGAGUUAGAAGUAGUAGACUUCUGUCGCUCCCGCAGCCUUACUCACUUGCGUCUGUCUUGCAAUCAAGUCUCCUCUCUCGGUGUGCAAAAGCUGCUGCGCACCUCACCUGGUCAUCUGGAGGACCUGGAUUGCGGCUCAGUGCCGUUGCUCCCGAGAUCCAGCCCGGGCGUCAAGCAUUGGCCAGCUUCUGCCACCCUACAUGGAAUCCUUGGCGCAGCUCACCUGUUCCGGCCCGUAUUCUCUUCCAACCUCCGCGUCCUGAGGAUCCACCAUUCUCUCGUGACCCAUGUGCCCACGCUGGAAGCUGCCGGCCUCUCUACCCUGGCGCGUAUAUACUUGGCCGAGACCUCGGUUCUCGAGCGAGUCGAGGAGGCGUACCGCCAAGCCUUCGUACCGAACAUGAACCCGCGACUCGCUUGCUUGACCCUGACUUGCAUCCCCCGCCGCUCAUCCGGCCCGCUGGUUGCCAAGCUCAUCAACUUCAUCAAGCUGCUGUCAGUGCAGGAGCGCGCGAUGCAGGAUGAGGCUGCAGCCGCGGCGUCAUGCUCGCCGUCGUGGCGCACCCCCAGCCUGCUGCAGGGUCUGAGACGCCUAUUUUUGGAGUUUGAUCCGGACCCAAUGGAAGAUGGCUUCACCGCGCCCGAGGAUUCCGCCGCGGAGGAAUUGAUAGACGAUGGCGAACAAGGGUUCGGCUUCUUUGCUGGCGAGCGGGUCGAAGACCGGCAGUUCAUCAAGACGGCUUCGCAGCCUUGCUCCGAAGCCAGUCUCCAUUCCAACACCAUGGCGUCCCGAUGCUACCCCUCUGAGGCCGACCGAGACAAACAAGAAACUGUGACAUAUGACGGCGAGUGGAAUGGAAAACCCUACUCGGCGCCAGUCUGGGUCGGACUCCAGGUGCCGGGAUCUAACGAGGUGCUGCAGGAAUAUCGGCGGUUGGUCGUCGACGGCCGCCUCCGAGAUGGUGUCGGGCCCGCCACGCCGAGCCAGGUCCUGGCUGGCGCACCUGACAAGUCGUACGUCUUCCAUGUUGCAUGGUGCGCGGCGGUGAUGCCUCGCGAGUUGAAGCCUCCCGCACGGGCCGAGUUGGCUGGAAUGAAGGAUGUGCUUGCCGAACUCAAGGCAUAUCGACGAGCUGGGCGGGCCAAGUACUUGCAGCUGCCGAGGCAGACAGGAGUUGGACCGACGCCUGUUCAGCUAGGCGAGCCGCAUUUCUUCUGGACAGGCACUUUGAGGGUCUCUACGAAUGCACAUUCAUUGUCCUCUUGGAAGUGA
Messenger RNA from Hirsutella rhossiliensis, 2298 nucleotides. RefSeq lists its product as uncharacterized. Bases 1 to 2298 code for a protein of 765 amino acids. The transcript has 2 exons. The record is from RefSeq and is a predicted model, not a curated record. Gene Ontology annotation, molecular function: protein binding. NCBI's taxonomy places the organism in Eukaryota, Fungi, Ascomycota, Sordariomycetes, Hypocreales, Ophiocordycipitaceae.